AUGCAGGCGAUCGUGCCGUGGUUGAACAAGGGCUGGAAGCUGCGAGAGCUCGUGCAAGAGCCUGUCAUCGUCGCGCCGAACCUGGAGGUUUUGGUCAUUGAACACUGCCCCAUGAACAAGUUCAACGCCGACACAAGUCUGCCGCAGCUCAAGAAGCUGACGCUGUCGUCGCGAAACUUGUCGGCGCUGCAGGCGCGAGAUCUUCCUGCUCUGCGGAAGCUCGACCUGAGCAGCUGUGCGAAACUCACUCGAGUGCACGUGACUUCCAAGCGGCUGGAGACGCUCGAUCUGUCGCGCAACGACGAGUUGCAGUUCGUGUUACUGGACCUCGAGCGCGUGGUGGACCUGGAUUUGUCGUUCCUCAAGAGCCUCACCCGCUUGUACUUCCGCUCGCCGUCGCUGCGGCGUCUGAACCUCCGCGGCUGCGACCAACUGAGGCGGAACACCACGAGCGUGCACUGUCCGAAUCUGCAGUUCGUCGUGCUUCAAGGCACAUCGCUAGAGGUCGACGACUUCAAUAGGGGCGAGGUCAACGACGAGGUGUUCGCAUUGCCAGUCAUCGCAGACCAGCAGCACUUGUCGACGCUGCGUCAAGGACUGGCGCGCCUCACGCCCGAGAUGAGCUUCCACGCCGGGUGGAGGGACCCCGUGUACGGCUACUCACCUCUGGCCAACGCGUGCUCGCAGGGCCAUCUGCUCUGUGUGCAGGCGCUGCUCGCAUACGGCGUGGACUGCAACGCCCGCGACUCGCAGCGCAACACACCGCUGCACAUCGCCACGGCCUGUGGCAAGAGCGAAGUGGUGCGGCUGCUGCUGGGAGACUCCGGCGGUGGACUGUUUCGCCAAGACAUUCACCAAGGCGCAAACAGCGAUGGACAUCGCACGCCACUCGUAUAG
This is a messenger RNA of Phytophthora sojae, 897 nucleotides long. RefSeq lists its product as hypothetical. The transcript is spliced from 3 exons. Bases 1 to 897 code for a protein of 298 amino acids. Lineage: Eukaryota; Oomycota; Peronosporomycetes; Peronosporales; Peronosporaceae. Gene Ontology annotation, molecular function: protein binding. The record is from RefSeq and is a predicted model, not a curated record.